Messenger RNA from Betta splendens (Siamese fighting fish), 2422 nucleotides. RefSeq names its product coiled-coil domain containing 17 (gene ccdc17). The transcript is spliced from 15 exons. Lineage: Eukaryota; Metazoa; Chordata; Actinopteri; Anabantiformes; Osphronemidae. The record is from RefSeq and is a predicted model, not a curated record. Bases 490 to 2274 code for a protein of 594 amino acids.
CCAAACAAACAGUAGUGGAUUGCAGUACUUGUGAAGUCUUUCUCUCCUCUCCGCUUCUCUCUCUGACUUCACAGCCUGCCGCUUUAUUUUACAGUUGCUUAGCAACAGACUGGCAUGUGUGAGCGUUGAGUGUGUGUAGCAGAACAAGAGGAGAAAUGUGGGAGAGAAGAAGUCCCAAACACACUCUUCUCUCUCAGCCAGGUGUUGUUACACUACACUUACACAAUGCACAAGAACCUACAUCACCUUCACAACAGAAGGAUCAGAUCCAUGACUACGGUUGCCAGAAAACACAGGAAGUAGCAGGUAGGAAACAAAGCAAACAUGUCUGACAAGCUUUAAAUGAAACAAGACGUUCAGGGUUUUUUGUGCACUCUUUAGUAUUUCAAUGUUUGGACAAGCUGUUAAGUCUAAAAACUCCUUCCAGAAACUUCUCACCACUCUGAAGCCGAGAUUGGCUCAGGACAAAAAUACCAGCUUUGACACCAGAUGGAGAAGAAAUUGAUGUGUGGAGAGUGUAAGAUGGCGUUUCGAUCAGCUGAGCUGCUGGCGAAACACAAAGCCAAGUUCUGCGUUGGGAGCGAGGUUCACCACCUCCGGGUGCACACGCACAGCUCUCCAGUUGUUCUGAGGAACAACGGUGGAGCCAUCGAACCAAGACAAACAAGAACAGCUGACCUUGUGCAGACAGGAGGUCAGCAGAGGACGACCACAGGGGGGAGGAGCACUGAGGCUGAGCCAGAGUCAAGUAGAGGCCGAAACACAGCCGAUGGAGUCGCUCUGCUCACAGACCAGUUUCAGAAGUUGAGAGUGUCCAUAGAGGAAACCUUGAUCCACACGUCAAAGCGGGCCUCAGACGCUGGGGUGAGUGGGCAGCAGCUGGGUCACAGCGAGAGACUGGAGCGGAUGAGGGACAUGGCAACGCUCCACGAGCGCCAACUGGCCAUGAUACGUGUUCAGCACAAGCAGCUGGAGCAGCAGCGGGACGAGCUGUCCCAUCAGGCGGGCGUCCGGUCCGAACAGAGCGUCACAAGUCAUCUGGAGGCUCUGCUGAUGGAGCUCAGGGAGCAGGAGGAGAGGAAUGAGGAAACCCUGCAGCAUCUGCGCGAGCACCUCCACGCGUUACCGUCGCAACAGGAUGCAGUUUGUGCUGACCAGACACAGCCACAGAGUAUGAAAAGGCCGCACGAGACAAACGAGCUCAUGUCAUCUGCUGACGGGCCUCUGUCUGCACAGAUAAGAGCUCUGCGACGUGCAUACAUGCAGUCAGGUGCCACAGACCCAGAUAUAGUAGCACAGAUGAUUGACCUGCAGGCAGAGGCCCAAAGUCUGGAGAGACACCAACCAGCAGCUGCUGUGGCCAAGAAAAAGAAGGUGAAAUCUUCUCAGCGGGGUGCGAGCUGGGAGCUGCUUGUUGUGGAGCAGGAGAACCAGAGACUGGAGGAGGAGAUCCUCAGAAUCCAGAUAGCCAGGGAGCAGCGCCGUCGCUUUGGAGGUUGGAGAGACAGGUCAGGUGUUAGUCACUGUGGUUCCCCAGCAGCAGCAGCCAGGACUGAGCUGAUGCACAGACACAAACGUCAGCCAGUUUUCAGCCUCCAAGCAGAGACCGGGGGAAGCAGAGCGGCGCGCAGGCUCUCAGGGCUGCAUCCUUCACCUCCCCAUCCAGGGCCACUCCACUCUGAGCCUCACACUCGAGCACAUCUCUCACCGCUCCAAACGAGGACCUUGUCCACCGUUGGACGGCGCAUGACGGACAACCUGGAGUCUUUGGAUCCGGCUCCCUAUGACCCUGUAGCUGGUUUGGUGGUUUUCUUUGACCUGGUGAUGGGAGUUGAUUCGACUCAGAAGCUGCUGCGUCUGGUGGCGGCCUUCUACUCGGACGGUCAUCAAGUGGGAACGCUAAGUCCGACACACCCUGUGCGGUGCCAACCCCACCACCCUGGAAACUAUGCUGUUCUGUCGGUCAAGCAACCUGUAUCCAGGAUCCAGCCAUCGCCCUCCCUCUGUCUGGUGGUUGAGGUGCAGGCAGCAGACGAGCUGGACGCUUAUGAUGAGGAGGACUUGGUGGCCUGCGGCUGGACACAGCUGGAACUGUUUGAUCAGCACAACCAGCUGCGUAGCGGCUCCUGGAGGCUGCCAGUGCGCAGUCCACCUAUUAGACCUUCAGUAAGCCCCCUCCAGCUCAACUCAAUACCGCAGGUGGGCAACAUGGAGCUUUGUGUUUGCUUGGUCAAUGGUCAAGACCAUGACGCACAGAGUUUGCCGUUUGCCUGACCCAACUAUCAGGAGCCACUACGAAUAUCCAGAUGUGGAAUGUUAGAAUACUAAAAAGACAAACAUUGUUAACUUACUACACUGCUCUAAUAGGGUAGAAGAGCAGCUAUAGUCAACAGGCACUGAUCAAAGUUCAAUUAUGUUCAAG